Gopherus flavomarginatus (Mexican gopher tortoise) is the source of this 1945-nucleotide messenger RNA. It is a transcript of the gene HSF2, whose product is annotated as heat shock transcription factor 2. The transcript is spliced from 13 exons. The record is from RefSeq and is a predicted model, not a curated record. Bases 94 to 1755 code for a protein of 553 amino acids. Gene Ontology annotation, molecular function: DNA-binding transcription factor activity; sequence-specific DNA binding. Gene Ontology annotation, biological process: regulation of DNA-templated transcription. Lineage: Eukaryota; Metazoa; Chordata; Testudines; Testudinidae.
CUCAGUGUUCUGUGGGAGGUAGAUGCGCAUGCGCGCACGCGGCCCCUCGACUGCUCUCCUGCCUAGCUCCGUCCUGGUCCUCCUACAACGACAAUGAAGCAGCAGCAGCCGGCGGCCGCGAGCGCGGGGGUCCCGGCCUUCCUGAGCAAACUGUGGGCGCUGCUGGGGGAGGCGCCCAGCAACCAGCUCAUCACUUGGAGCCAGAAUGGCCAGAGUUUCCUGGUGUUGGAUGAACAAAGAUUUGCAAAAGAGAUUCUUCCCAAGUACUUCAAGCACAACAACAUGGCGAGUUUUGUGAGACAGCUAAAUAUGUAUGGCUUCCGUAAAGUAGUCCAUGUUGACUCUGGCAUAGUCAAAUUGGAACGGGAUGGUCCUGUGGAGUUCCAGCACCCAUACUUCAAGCAGGGCCGUGAUGACUUGCUGGAGCAUAUUAAAAGGAAGGUUUCCUCUUCAAGACCUGAAGAAAAUAAAAUCCGUCAGGAAGACCUGUCUAAAAUCAUAAGCAGUGCUCAGAAGGUGCAAAUUAAACACGAGACCAUCGAAUCCAGGCUGUCUGCCUUAAAAAGGGAAAAUGAAUCUCUUUGGAGGGAAGUGGCAGAAUUGAGAGCAAAACACUUGCAGCAGCAACAGGUUAUUAGAAAGAUUGUACAGUUCAUUGUUACUCUGGUGCAGAAUAACCAGCUAGUGAGUCUAAAACGCAAACGGCCACUACUUCUGAAUACCAAUGGACCUCCAAAGUCCACUAUGUUUCAGCAGAUUGUCAAAGAACCAGCUGACAAAAACCGUCAUGUACCACACAGCAGAACUGAGGGACUAGAGCAGAGGGAGCAGAUUUCAGAUGACAUAAUUAUUUAUGAUGUCACUGAUGAUAUUGGUGAGGAAGAAAAUACUAUGGAUGAAGAAAGUGCUCCCAUUACUCCAGAAACAAAUGAGGAUGUUACAUCAGACUCUUCCAACUGUAGUCAUUCUCCUGAUAUUGUAAUUGUAGAAGAUGAUAAUGAGGAUGACAACAUCCCUGUAAUUCAAGGGGAUAAAAAUACAGAACCAAUCACUAUCCCAACCAGUGAUCCCCUCAGUCCUGUCAGUGACAGUACAAGCCCUCUCAUGUCUAGUGCUGUUCAACUGAACAACCAGUCAACUCUAACUGCAGAAGACCCUGUCUCAAUGAUGGAUUCCAUACUCAGUGAGAAUGGAGUAAUUUCACAGAACAUCAACCUUCUUGGAAAAGUUGAGCUAUUGGAUUAUCUUGACAGUAUUGAUUGCAGUUUAGAAGACUUCCAAGCCAUGCUGUCAGGACGACAGUUCAGCAUAGACCCAGAUCUUCUGGUUGAUCUUUUUACAAGCUCCGUGCAGAUGAAUCCCACGGAUCAUAUCAGUAAUACAAAAACAAAAGGAAUAGAAACUACAAAGAGUAACGGACCUCAGCCUGCUUCACAAGACGCACAAAGUUCUAAGCCCAAAUCAGAUAAACAGCUCAUUCAAUAUACUGCCUUUCCACUCCUUGCAUUCCUUGAUGGAAGUCCAGGUGCAACUGUUGAGGGUGGAAAUUCAACAUCUGAAACCAUGUCCUCCCCAGACAAACCCUUAGAAGUGGAUGAGCUUCUGGAAAGCAGCCUGGACCCUGAACCAACUCAAAGCAAGUUAGUGCGGCUGGAGCCACUGACUGAGGCAGAAGCAAGUGAAGCCACACUGUUUUAUUUAUGUGAACUUGCUCCUGCACCCAUGGACACAGAUAUGCCAUUCUUGGAUAACUAACAUAGCAGGAACUUUGUAUAUAUUCAUCAAAACGAACUAUUUAUUUAGGAUAUCGUUUGGUAUCGUUCUGGGUUUUUUGAUAAAUACUUCGGUUAGUAUAACCAACUAUUGUGGAAUCUCUCUCCUUUCCUCCCCACAAACAGCUCUUUGAAUAUGUGUAAGUAGUUGUGUACUUAUACAAGACAUCAUA